Molecule: messenger RNA, 1713 nt
Organism: Sphenostylis stenocarpa
Lineage: Eukaryota; Viridiplantae; Streptophyta; Magnoliopsida; Fabales; Fabaceae
Source: the annotation of a GenBank genome assembly
AUGGCUAAGUCAAAGAACAAUGCCAAGAAGUUGUCCUACAUAUCAGUUCCUUCUCAGAUCAUCAAUUCCAUAUCAUCUUCUUCUCUGCAAUCACUUCUUGACUCUCCCAAGAAGUCUUCAAGGAGCACCAGCAGGCUCUUUUUCUUCUUCACCAACAGCAUCUUCAGGAGGCCAAGACUAUGGUUUUUCACUCUCUUUUUCUUUGGUUUCCUUGGCAUGCUCAAGUUUGGCCUCACCCUUAACAUCCCAUUUUCUCCCCACCCAUGUGUUACCACCCUGCCUCAGAACAUGAUCUCAGCCCCACUUUCAAAGUCAGACCUUGGUGUUGUGAGAGACAAAAACAUAAAAUAUAAGGAUUUGUUAGCACAAGCUUUGCUUUCCCAUGUGGAGCUGAGAGCACAGGGAUUGGACAAGGUGGAAGGUGAUGGAGAUGAUGAGAAGAGUGAGUUCUGGAAGCAGCCAGAUGGGUUGGGAUACAAACCUUGCUUGAGUUUCAGCAGGGAUUACAGAAGAGCAAGUGAUGGGGUUCUAAAGGAUAGGAGAAAGUACCUCAUGGUGGUGGUUUCUGGGGGCUUGAAUCAGCAAAGGAAUCAAAUUGUUGAUGCAGUUGUCAUUGCUAGGAUUCUUGGGGCUGCUUUGGUUGUUCCUAUAUUGCAAGUGAAUGUCAUUUGGGGUGAUGAAAGUGAGUUUGGUGAUAUAUUUGACUUGGAACACUUCAAGAGAGUUCUUGCCAAUGAUGUGCGAGUGGUUUCGGCACUGCCAUCAACGCACCUAAUGACAAAGCCAGUGGAGGGAAGUCCUCCCCUUCAUGUCACUCCUAGUUGGAUCCGUUCAAGAUAUCUCAGAAGAUUCAACAGAGAAGGUGUUUUGCUCUUACGUGGUUUGGAUUCAAGGCUUUCCAAGGAUCUUCCUUCUGAUCUUCAAAAGCUUAGAUGCAAGGUUGCUUUCAAUGCACUAAGGUUUGCUCAACCGGUUCAGGAACUUGGUGACAGGAUUGCAGAGAGAAUGAAGAGCAAGGGGCCUUACCUUGCUCUUCAUCUAAGAAUGGAGAAGGAUGUGUGGGUGAGGACUGGAUGCCUCCCUGGUCUGAGUGAUGAAUUCGACGAGAUUGUUAACAAUGAGAGGAUACAACGGCCGGAGCUAUUGACUGCAAGAUCAAACAUGACUUACCAUGAAAGGAAGAUGGCUGGUCUAUGCCCUUUGAAUGCUGUGGAGGUUACCAGGCUAUUGAAGGGUCUAGGAGCUCCAAACAAUGCAAGAAUUUAUUGGGCUGGAGGGCAACCUUUGGGUGGAAAAGAAGCCUUGCUUCCAUUGAUCCAAGAGUUUCCUCAUUUUUAUAGCAAGGAAGAUCUUGCCUUGCCAGGAGAACUACGACCAUUUGCAAAUAAGGCUUCCAUAAUGGCUGCCAUAGAUUACAUAGUCUCUGAGAAGAGUGAUGUUUUCAUGCCAUCUCAUGGAGGAAAUAUGGGCCAUGCAAUUCAGGGUCACAGGGCAUUUGCAGGGCACAAGAAAUAUAUAACUCCAAACAAGAGACACAUGCUACCUUAUUUUCACAAUUCUUCCCUCUCUGAAGAAGAGUUCAACAGAAUCAUGAAGGAGUUGCACCAGGACUCAUUGGGGCAGCCAGAACUUAGGACUAUAAAAGCUGGAAGAGAUGUUACCAAGUAUCCUAUUCCUGAGUGCAUGUGCAAUGACUCACAUUCUAUUUCCUGA